AUGUCCCAAAACCCCAUGUGUAACACCAAGUACCUCAUAUCCAGCACGAUGAAUCCUAACAGCACUAUCGACAACUCGUCCACUACACCCAACGCCAGCGUACAAGACCUGAUCAACCAUGUCGAGGAGCACGGCUAUGUAAUCAUCCCCAACGCCUUCACUGAUGCCGAGAUCGAGGAAGCGCACAGAGAACUUGUCCGCAUCGCAGCAGACGCGACCUCGGCAGGCCCGGCCGGGGGCGACCGCACGGGGCGCACCGACUUUGAAGGGUUCAACACCAAGAGGAUAUACGCCCUGCUAAACAAGUCCCCCGUGUUCCAAAAGUUUCCCCUCCACCCUGCACUCCUCGCUCUGAAUGAGCACUAUCUCGACCCGGGGUUCCUCCUGAACGCGUUCCACAGCGUCUACAUCCAGCCCGGCGAGGCGCCGCAGAAGCUUCACCACGACGAUGAGUACGUGAACUUGCCGCGGCCGCACCGGCCGCUGGGGACAGUAAGACACCUAGGGAGUCAUGGUAGCAAUCGACGACUUUACAGCUACAACGGCGCCACAGUCGUGAUUCCGGGCUCGCACAAGUGGGGAGACAAGAACGAGCAGGUUCCCCGUAGAGAAGAUGUCGUACCGGUAGUCAUGCCGCGGGGCAGCGCCGUCUUCUUUAUCGGCACGCUCUGGCACGGCGGCGGGAAGAACACGUCGGACCGCGAGCGGAGGGCGAUGACAGUGCAGUACUGCCAGCCGUGGGUACGGCCGCUGGAGAACCAGAUACUCGCCGUUGACUGGGAGAAGCUGGACUCGAUGCCGCGGCGGCUUGUGGAUAUGUUGGGAUACGGCGUCGGGGCGCCUUUUACCGGGUACGUUGAUGGGAUUCACCCGUGGAAGGUGGUUCAGAGGCGGCUCGGAGCGCAGCGGGAGAAGGUGGCUCGUGGGCGGGAGGGGAAGCUGUAG
Colletotrichum truncatum is the source of this 945-nucleotide messenger RNA. RefSeq names its product phytanoyl- dioxygenase family protein. NCBI's taxonomy places the organism in Eukaryota, Fungi, Ascomycota, Sordariomycetes, Glomerellales, Glomerellaceae. The record is from RefSeq and is a predicted model, not a curated record.